UUCGGCGUACUUUUCUUCUAGCCCCGCUACGGCAAGUCGUUGCAGCACGUCUCUUCCAAUUUUCCAUCUCCUCCUCCUCCACCUACAUCUCACGCUCUCCCACGAGCUUUUCCCCAUCGCUCUCCUCCGCGGCUCCCCCUCCGAUCUCCGCCGUCCGCCGCCGUCCGCCCGCCGUCCGCCGCCGUGAGGAUCCGGGGGAAGUCCGUUUCCCGGCCCGUCCCGUCCCGCCUCCCCUCCGUCCGAUCUCGAGAGACGCGCUCUCCCUCCCUCCCGCCGUCGCCGCCAGGAUGAGAGUGGAGGAGCGGCUAGGGCUGGUGCGGCUGGCCGUCGCCGUGUGGCUGCUGCUGCUGUGGGGCGGCUGCGAGGGGCGGUUCGUGGUGCAGAAGAACAGCCUGAAGGUGACGAGCCCGAACUCGAUGAAGGGCGCGCACGAGUGCGCCAUCGGGAACUUCGGCGUCCCGCAGUACGGGGGCACGCUCGUCGGCACCGUGGUGUACCCGUCGGCGAACCAGCACGCGUGCAAGGAGUUCCGCGAGUUCGACCUCAGCUUCAAGACGAAGCCCGGCGGGUUGCCGGUCUUCGUCCUCGCCGAUCGGGGAGAUUGCUACUUCACGUUGAAGGCGUGGAAUGCCCAGAAUGGUGGAGCAGCUGCCAUUCUUGUUGCAGAUGAUAGAGAAGAACCGUUGAUCACCAUGGACGUUCCUGAAGAACAGAAAGCUGAUGCUGAUUAUCUUGAGAAAAUCACUAUUCCAUCGGCCCUUAUCCGCAAAAACUUGGGUGAUAGCAUAAAGAAAGCUUUGUCUGGUGGUAAUAUGGUUAACCUCAAUCUCGAUUGGACUGAGGCUCUUCCUCAUCCUGAUGAGCGGGUUGAGUAUGAAUUCUGGACAAAUAGCAAUGAUGAGUGCGGGCCAAAAUGCGACGGUCAGAUUGACUUUGUUAAGAACUUUAAAGGAGCAGCGCAAAUUCUUGAGCAGAAAGGGUAUACUCAGUUCACCCCUCACUAUAUAACUUGGUUCUGCCCAGAAGCCUUUCUUUUGAGCAAACAGUGCAAGUCACAGUGCAUCAAUCAUGGGAGAUACUGUGCUCCUGAUCCUGAGCAAGAUUUUAGCCGAGGAUAUGAUGGAAAGGAUGUUGUAGUACAGAAUUUACGCCAAGCUUGUUUCUUCAAAGUGGCAAACGAAAGUGGAAAGCCAUGGCUUUGGUGGGACUAUGUGGCUGACUUUUCGAUCCGUUGCCCAAUGAAAGAGAAAAAGUACACAAAGGAAUGUGCAGAGCAAGUUAUAAAGUCUCUUGGUGUCGAUCUCAAGAAGAUAGAUGAAUGCAUAGGCAACCCUGAUGCUGACGAGAACAAUCCAGUUCUUAAAGCUGAACAAGAAGCACAGAUUGGCAAGGGUGCUCGUGGAGAUGUAACUAUUUUGCCGACUCUUGUCAUAAAUAAUGGACAGUAUCGAGGUAAGUUAGACAGAAUAGCGGUCUUGAAGGCCAUCUGCUCUGGUUUCCAGGAGACCACUGAACCAGCCAUCUGUCUUAGUCAAGAAAUUGAGACAAAUGAGUGUUUGGAGAACUAUGGUGGCUGCUGGCAGGACGAGACUGCUAAUAUUUCUGCAUGCAGGGAUACAUUCCGGGGAAGAGUAUGUGAAUGCCCUACAGUGCAAAAUGUGAAGUUUGUUGGUGAUGGUUAUACUCACUGUGAAGCUUCUGGAGCAUUGCGCUGUGAAAUCAACAACGGGGGAUGCUGGAAGGAGUCGCGAAAUGGCAAGACAUACUCUGCUUGCAUUGAUGAUCACACAAAAGGCUGCAAAUGUCCUCAUGGAUUUCGGGGAGAUGGAGUCAACUCUUGCGAUGAUGUGGACGAGUGCAAAGAGAAACUGGCAUGCCAGUGCCCGGAAUGUAAAUGCAAGAACGUCUGGGGUAGUUAUGAGUGCAGCUGCAGCGGCGGUUUAUUAUACAUGCAGGAACAUGACAUGUGUAUCAAUAAGAAUACUCGUACUGAGUAUAGCUGGGGCUUCAUCUGGACUAUCAUUUUGGGUUUGGCUGCUGCCGGAGUGGCGGGCUAUGCAGUUUACAAGUACAGAAUCAGGAGGUACAUGGAUUCUGAGAUAAGGGCGAUCAUGGCUCAGUACAUGCCGCUGGAUAAUCAGGGCGAGAUACCUAGUCAUACUCAUGCCUCCCGUGGGAGCGUCUGAAAGCGGCAGACAUCUGUGUAGCGUGAGAGGAAGAAAACUAUGAAGUCACUCAUCAUCGCCUAAUUCCAGACCCUCUUCGCGUGAAAUCAAGCGCUAGUGGUCUUGCCGUCUGAUCGACCCUGUGCUAUGCGCCGAGGCUGCUUUUCGGUCAUCAUGUGACCGUUUAAUUAGAAGAGAGUUACUGUUUUGUAAAUGUCUUAACCUUUAUCUGGCUUUACACAGAUUCAAGCGAUACCACAAAUCAUCCUUAGUCUAAUUAGCAAAAUAAUGGUCUCGCUUGUGAUACGUCGAUCCUGUCCCUUCUCUCAUUGGGUUUCCUGGGGAGCAUGAUUCGUUUGACUUAUGUCCGUGCUUGUUGUGGUAGGCUUAAUUAUGUCGCGUUCUCUAGAUAGGUUUCAUGUAUUAGGGACGAGAAGUAGACAUUCGUUACCUGUAAUGUUCUUCACCCAACGAGAAAUGGAUUCCUAUGUGCCAAUUUUCGCA
This is a messenger RNA of Eucalyptus grandis, 2669 nucleotides long. RefSeq names its product vacuolar-sorting receptor 1. Lineage: Eukaryota; Viridiplantae; Streptophyta; Magnoliopsida; Myrtales; Myrtaceae. The transcript is spliced from 12 exons. Gene Ontology annotation, molecular function: calcium ion binding. The record is from RefSeq and is a predicted model, not a curated record. The coding region runs from base 288 to 2186 and encodes 632 amino acids.